AUGUCGUUGGAUGCUUAUGUCAAGGGCACAAACUGCUGGUUCACAGACGAUAAGGAGGGCUGGAUCAGCGCUGCCCUCACCACCAAAGAGGAAACUCCUGAUGGCAAGGUCACUCUAAAGUUUGUGGAUGAUAAUGGAAAGGAACAUUCCUUCUCAUCAACGCUGGCCAAGAUUCAGCAAACUAAUGGUGCUGACCUCCCUCCCAUGCGUAAUCCUCCACUCCUUGAGGGUACAGAGGAUCUUACGAACCUUUCAUAUCUCAACGAACCUGCCGUCCUGAGCAACAUUAGAACUCGCUACUCGCAUUGCAACAUCUAUACGUACUCUGGAAUCGUCCUUAUUGCUGCAAAUCCUUUCGCUCGGGUCAACCUCUACACUCAAGAUAUCAUCCAGGCCUACUCAGGCAGGAGACGUGGUGAACUGGAACCUCAUUUGUUUGCAAUUGCGGAGGAUGCAUACCGAUGCAUGAUUCGUGAUGAGAAGAAUCAGACCAUUGUCGUCUCUGGAGAGAGUGGUGCUGGUAAGACUGUCAGCGCCAAGUUUAUCAUGCGCUACUUUGCCACAGCAGACGAUAGCGAGCGUGGUACAGAUUCCUCUAAGACUGGCAUGAGUGAAACGGAAGAGCAGAUCCUGGCUACCAACCCUAUCAUGGAAGCCUUUGGUAACGCUAAGACUACCCGUAACGAUAACUCGUCCCGCUUCGGAAAAUUCACAGAGAUCCAAUUCGACAAAGAGCGUAAUAUUAUUGGAGCGAAGAUUAGGACCUAUCUUCUUGAGCGAUCUCGUCUUGUCUAUCAGCCAGAGCAUGAGCGAAACUACCAUAUCUUCUAUCAACUUGUCGCUGGUGCGCCACCAUCAGAGAAGAAGGAGCUUGACCUCCAGUCUAUUCCACAAUUCCAUUAUCUCAAGCAAGGCGGUGUUCAGACCAUUAAUGGUGUGGAUGAUGCCGCUGAAUUCGAAAUCACCCAGCGUGCACUUUCGACGAUUGGAAUUUCAGUCCAGUCUCAAUGGGAUAUCUUCCGUCUGUUAGCUGCCCUUCUUCACAUCGGUAACAUUCAGGUCACAGGCAGAAAUGAAGCCGUUAUUUCAGAAGACGAUCCUUCCUUGAUUACCGCUACUCGCAUCCUUGGUAUUCCUCUAAGCGAGUUCAAAAAAUGGCUUGUCAAGAAGCAGAUUACGACACGCUCUGAAAAGAUUGUCUCCAGCUUGAAAGUUGAUCAGAGUUUAAUCGUUCGCGACUCUGUGGCCAAAUACAUCUACUCAUCCCUGUUUGACUGGCUCGUCAAUAACAUCAACUCCAGUCUUUCAAGCGAGGCCGUUGCGAGCAGGAUUCAUUCCUUCAUUGGCGUGUUGGAUAUCUAUGGUUUUGAACAUUUCAAGAAGAACUCGUUCGAGCAGUUCUGUAUUAACUAUGCCAAUGAGAAGCUUCAACAGGAGUUCAAUCAACACGUCUUCAAGCUGGAACAAGAGGAGUACGUCCGCGAAAAGAUUGAUUGGAAGUUUAUCGAAUUUAGUGAUAACCAACCUUGUAUUGAGAUGAUUGAGGGCAAAUUGGGAGUUCUUUCACUCCUUGAUGAGGAGAGUCGUUUGCCUGCUGGUUCAGAUCAGAGCUGGUGCAACAAACUCUUUACUCAGCUUGGCACUGAAAAGCAUAAGAAGUGGUUCACCAAGCCUCGCUUCUCCAAUACGGCAUUCACAAUCUCACAUUACGCCCACGAUGUCACAUAUGAUUGUGAAGGUUUCCUCGAGAAGAAUCGCGAUACUCUCCCUGACGAAUUGCUAAAUCUCAUCAAGAACUCUGAAAACGAACUCUUGGAGGAGGUUCUUAUGACUAGUGCUACUCUUGGCGCUGGAGGAAGUUUGACUGAAGAUAAGCGUAAGAGUGUCAUCAACAGAAAGCCAACCCUCGGCUCCAUCUUCAAGGGUUCACUCAUCCAGCUUAUGGAUACUAUCAACUCCACUAAUGUACAUUACAUCCGUUGUCUCAAACCCAACGAGGCUAAGCAGCCAUGGGCGUUUGAUGCUCCCAUGGUGCUUGGUCAGUUAAGAGCCUGCGGUGUCUUGGAAACAAUCCGUAUCAGUUGUGCUGGCUAUCCUUCUCGCUGGUCCUUCCCUGAGUUUGUGGAGCGCUACUAUAUGCUUGUCAACUCUGAACACUGGGGCUUUGACACCCAAAAAAUGUGUUCUGCCAUUCUUGAGGCAACUAUUAAGGAAGCUGAUAAAUACCAAGUCGGCCUUACCAAGAUUUUCUUCCGCGCUGGUCUGUUGGCAUAUAUGGAGAAACUCCGUACUGACAAACUGAAUGCCUAUGCAACAUUGAUCCAGAAGAAUUUGCGCCGCUUCGUCUGCCAAAAGAAAUAUCAUCGCCAGCGCAAUGCCGCGAUCAAGAUUCAGGCAUUUGCUCGCAGAAUCAUUGCUCAAAAAGAGGCCCGAAAGCUUCGCGAAGAACGUUCUGCCAUUAUGCUCCAGACGUUCCUGCGUGGUUAUGUUCAGCGCAAGAAGUAUGUUGAAACCCGCAACCACAUUCUUCGUAUCCAAUGCGCUAUUCGUGCUAAGCAUGCUCGCCUCGCCUUCCAGAAGAUGCGCGAGACUAACGCCGCGACCAUGAUUCAGCAAGUCUGGCGCGGUAUUCAGGCUCGUGCCCACCACAAGAAGGAAAUUCGCGCUAUCAUUCUGGUGCAGUCUUGUAUCCGCCGUAGCAGGGCUCGCAAGGCUCUUCUGGAGCUCAAGGCAGAGGCUCGUUCUGUGAACCAUUUGAAGGAGGUAUCAUACCGUCUCGAAGGAAAGGUAGUAGAGUUGACGCGUGCCUUGGACUUGGCGAACCAACAGAACAAAUCAUUUGAUGCCCAGGUAGCGAGUCUUGAGAACCAAGUCCGAUUGUGGAAAGAGAAGUAUGAACUGUCACAGCAAACCAGUGCGAGGGAGCUCGCCCUUGCUGCUGAGAAUCCGACAGUACCCAAGAACGAGUUCGAAACACUCAAGGCAGCAAACGUUGAGCUUGAGUCCAAGUACAACGCAUCGGUCGAGAAGGUGAGGACGCUUGAUCAAGAAAUCAGCAAACUUACAGAAUCCCUUGCAAAGACCAAGGAAGAAAUUCAAAAGCUGGCCGCUCAAGCAAAGGCCAAGCCAGAGGAUUCCGAAACAGUCACAGCACUCAGACGUGAGAACCAAUACGUCCGCGAACAGUUGGCUCAACUGUCGAAGGCCACCGGACGCGACACGUCUAGUUUCCCAGUCUCAUCCAAAGUAAUGGCUGCACCCACUAGCGGGCAUGCCCAGACUCACACCACCCCCCCAACCCACAAUCAUCUUGCUCAAGAUACAAUUGACAAGUACGAAAACUCAUACUCGUUCACCAAGGAUACCCCGCACAAGAUCGUUACAGCGUUCCCUCCUAUUCCUCACUCAAAUAAUCUUGCUCCUAAGAUUAUUGGUCGCCACCGCAGCAACAGCACACCUGACAUUGCUUCGCUUGAGAAUGGCGUUCUUUUCAGGCCUCAAAAGACAACAAACAGUGUCUUUGACAACCUUGACAACCAUAGUCGCACCGCUAAGACUAUGUCAGGCGACGACUGGUCCAGACGCAUUAAUCGCUCACGUCCAAGCAUUCACAGUAUGGUCGAACAACCCGAGGUUGAGAUUAUGCAUAUCUUAGAGGAUGAGGAAGGACUUCAGGAAGAAGUUUUGAAUGGUUUAAUCAAGAAUAUGAAGAUUCCUUCACCCAGUCUUUCAAAUUUGCCAUUGAUCAAGGAGAUUAUGUUCCCCGCUCAUAUGAUUGGCCUCUUGACCACGCAGAUGUGGAGAUAUGGCUACAUCAAGGAGUCGGAACGCCUCAUGAUCAACGUGAUGCAAGCCGUUCAGCAGCAGUCCAUGGCAAUUGUUGGAGACGAUACCAUCAUUCCCUGCGCCUACUGGCUUUCGAACGUGCACGAGCUCUUAUCUUAUAUCUGCAUUAGCGAACAAGAAAUUACUCGUGAGGAACUCGUCGCUCGCUGUGGUGAGCAUUAUGACUGGGCUGAGUACGAACAGCUGGUAUCAACAGUCAAAUACGAAUUGGAAUGCCUUGAAUACAACAUCUUCCACGUCUGGAUGAAGUCGCUCAAGAAGCAACUUAAUAAGAUGAUUAUUCCCGCCAUUAUCGAAAGUCAAGCACUUCCCGGCUUUAUCACCAGUGACUCUGGACGUUUCUUUAACAAGCUUAUGGGCUCCGGUCCCAGCUUCAGCAUGGAUGACUUGUUGAUGCUGUUCAACAAGAUUUGGAAGGCUAUGAGCUGCUACUAUGUCGAACACAGUGUGGUUCGCCAGGUCAUGACUGAGCUCCUCAAAAUGGUUGGCGUUACAGGAUUCAACGAUCUGUUGAUGCGUCGCAACUUCUGCACAUGGAAGCGUGCCAUGCAGAUUCAAUACAACAUCACGCGCAUUGAGGAGUGGUGCAAGGGUCACGAUCUCCCUGAGGGUACAUUGCAAUUGGAGCAUCUGAUGCAGGCAACAAAGUUGUUACAGCUCAAGAAGGCAUCGCAUAGUGAUAUUGAGAUUAUUUAUGAUGUUUGCUGGAUGCUGACGCCUACACAGGUGCAGAAAUUGGUCCAGAACUACAUGAUUGCUGAUUAUGAGGUUCCUGUGAGUCCAGAGCUGAUUAAGGCGAUCGCCAUGCGCGUUGCGGCCAACGAGAAGAACGAUACAUUGAUGUUGGAUGCGAUCUCAUUGGAGGACGCUGGAUCAUUUGAAACUCCUGAGAUCCGCGACGUUGAUCUUGAUGGCGAACGCUACCUACCUCCUUGGUUGGUCAAUUUGAGUCGCUUGAAAUCACUGAUGCAUUUGGUUGUUGUAUAA
Messenger RNA from Lobosporangium transversale, 4833 nucleotides. Its product is annotated as P-loop containing nucleoside triphosphate hydrolase protein. Gene Ontology annotation, molecular function: ATP binding; actin filament binding; microfilament motor activity. The transcript has 5 exons. Gene Ontology annotation, biological process: actin filament organization; vesicle transport along actin filament. Lineage: Eukaryota; Fungi; Mortierellomycota; Mortierellomycetes; Mortierellales; Mortierellaceae. Gene Ontology annotation, cellular component: actin cytoskeleton; vesicle; myosin complex. The coding region runs from base 1 to 4833 and encodes 1610 amino acids. The record is from RefSeq and is a predicted model, not a curated record.